UGGACGUCCCUGAUCACAAUUUUCCCUCCAUUUGCAGUAAAUGUCGGUUACAUCAGCUCUCUUCCUCUCUAUUUAUAGCACAUAGCACGUCUCUAUCUUAUCACAAAUUUCUCUUUCACACACAAAUUGAACACUCAAAAAACUGAAAUUCCUGUAAGCGUAUUGGAAGAUUUUGGUUCGUUGAGCUAAAAUAGAGACAUAUGGUAUCUGUAUAUCCAACACUACCGGGUCAAGAUUUCCAGUACAUGGGUGAUCCGAUGAAAACGGGUCUAAGGGGCUUGCAUCCGGUACAAUCGGGUACGGGUUUGGUGAUGCCAGAUGAUCCGAAUAAGAAGACACGGAAGCCAUAUACGAUUACUAAGUCUAGGGAGAGCUGGACUGAGCAGGAGCAUGACAAGUUUCUCGAAGCUCUGCAAUUGUUCGACCGUGAUUGGAAGAAGAUCGAAGCAUUUGUCGGGUCAAAGACUGUUAUCCAGAUACGUAGCCAUGCACAGAAAUACUUUCUGAAGGUUCAGAAGAGUGGAACAAGUGAACAUUUACCUCCCCCACGCCCAAAGAGAAAAGCAGCUCAUCCUUAUCCACAAAAAGCUCCUAAAAAGGUUAUGUCCCAAGUUGGCAGCAUCCAAUUUCAACCUCCCGGAGCUUUGCCUGAACCAGGAUUUGGUAUCGGGCCUGAUCCUUUAUCAGUUCCUGGGAAUGCAAUUAAUUUUUCUCCGUGGACUUACGACAAUGUGCCUGCUAUCAGCACGACACAGAUGAGAAAAGAUGAUGCACAAUUAACCAGUGGAGGAGUCAUGCAAAAUUGCAGCAGCAGUAGUAAUGAAAGCAUGCCUAGGAAUCGUAAGACUCCAGAGGCCAAUGAUCAAAAGGAGAGCCAGAAGCAAAUGAAAGUUAUGCCAGAUUUUGCUGAAGUUUACAGCUUCAUUGGUAGCGUCUUUGAUCCAAGUACGAGGGACCACUUAGAGAGACUAAAAAAGAUGGACCCCAUAGAUAUUCAGACGGCACUGAUGUUGAUGAAGAAUCUGUCCUUCAAUUUAUCGAGCCCUGAAUGUGAGGAUCAUAGGAGGUUGCUUUCAUCAUAUGGCUUGGGCAUUGAAAAAGAUAAAAUGGACCUUCCCAUAAAAACUGAUUUUAGAGGUAAUGCAAUCCAAGCUGUCUAGGAAGAUGGAGGAAGGUUUAGAGUAUUCGUGGCUGUUCCUGGUGGCUGGUGGAGAUGAUGGCAUGAAGAGAAAAUGGUGUAAUGAAAAGAUGUGCGGCUUGUACAUCUAGUAUGUUGAUAUGCUUCAACCUUGCAAGUUGCUCAGAGCAUUGACAUCUCCAUUCUGUACAUAUCGUUGGGAGAACAAUGCGGGGUUAGUGUAUGCUUUGAGAGGUUGCUUGUACUUGUGUAGAUUGUCUAGGGCUUGAGCUGUAUUAAUAGGUAGACUAUGCACUGCUUGUGUUGUAUAUUGUAGAGGGUUGUGCCCCUCGUUGGUUUUGCCCUACAAACAUGUAAUGGACCAAACACAUUUCAAACACUUUGCAGCAAUGUGUGUGGCAUACUGUUUUGAGAUGUUGAGAAGAAACGAAAAUGAGCUUUUGUGGUUUUGAGUAAA
Capsicum annuum is the source of this 1595-nucleotide messenger RNA. RefSeq names its product protein REVEILLE 6. NCBI's taxonomy places the organism in Eukaryota, Viridiplantae, Streptophyta, Magnoliopsida, Solanales, Solanaceae. The coding region runs from base 201 to 1160 and encodes 319 amino acids. The transcript has 8 exons. Gene Ontology annotation, molecular function: DNA binding. The record is from RefSeq and is a predicted model, not a curated record.